AUGACGUCUCCUGGAAACUAUCUCAUCUGGAUUACUAUUGCCCACCUUGUUCCUCAAACUGGAUUCUUCGCUUCGAUUUCUCUCGGAGUCAUCUUGCUCGUUUUGAACUUCUGUGGGGCACAAAAAAUGUUCGGGUCGUACAAAUAUAUAAUCAGUGCGUUCACUCUAUUGGGUAUGAUGUUCGCUACUAUGGAGAUCAUUGUCUAUCCGAACGUGCACAACUACAAAGCCGGUUUUAUAUUUUUCACUUUUAACAAACCAUUUGGCAUUGAGGAUUUUUCGUGGAGGAGUUUUUUCUUGGGAAGCUACACAUUCUUUUAUUCUGCUACUGUUGCUUUAUUGUCCGUUCAGUUUAUUUAUCGAUACUGGGCGAUUUUUGAUGUCGAAAAGUUGCGGUUCUUCAAAGGAGUUUGCUGGCUGAUCUGGCCAAUUUUUUGCUCAUUUUUCGGUCUUCAAUACGCCCUUGGAGUCUAUGUUUUUCUGAAGAUGGAUAAUAUUUCAACUGAGUAUUUUCGAGAAGAAUUACUCAUUAGAUAUGAAGCAAAUGUCUCUGAAAUUCCGUCCAUGUCACUUGUAGCCUACAAUCCGUUGGAUGACUCAGUUAGGUGGUGGAAUCUUAUGGGUUCUGUAAAUAUAUUUGUGAUUGUGAAUCUGCAAUAUGGUAUUAUGAUAUACUGUGGAUGGAGCAUGCAUACUCAAAUGGAGGAUAAGAGUACCAACUUUUCGGAUGAUCUUAAAAAACUUCAUAAACAAUUUUUCAAAACGUUGGUUUUGCAGAUCACUGCUCCCACUCUCAUUCUCUUCAUUCCCAUCUCAAUCAUCAACAUUGUCCCAAUAUUCAAUCUUGACAUCAGCCUUCCAUCCGGCGCUCUAUUAUGUUGCUUCACACUCUACCCAGCAAUGGAUUCCAUAAUUGUGAUGUGUGUGGUAUCAGAAUAUAGAAAAACUGCGGAAAGAAUUCACAUGGCUGUUCGGAGAAUGUUAGAGGACAUUUGUGGGUCUGGUAAUGAAACAAGCGCAGUCAAUACUACAAAUGCAACAUCAGAACGGGCAGUUUCGAGGCGAUCCGCAAAAGUGCAGCAGGAACCAGUUGGUCUUCAGAAUUAG
Molecule: messenger RNA, 1107 nt
Organism: Caenorhabditis remanei
Lineage: Eukaryota; Metazoa; Nematoda; Chromadorea; Rhabditida; Rhabditidae
Exons: 6
Coding region: 1-1107 (368 amino acids)
Source: RefSeq, a predicted model, not a curated record